UAUUACCGGACCAUCCGCGGACUCUAAUUGAAAGGGAACAUGUCGCCAAUACUGGUUCAGAUUCUGAGAUGGUUCAUGCAGUCAAAGCUAUGGAGAUUCCUGGGUUUUGCUUCUGCUCUCGUUGGACUACUUUCCUACGCUCUCAGCUCUUCAUUUACCCAUCUAUUUGGAAACUGGAACUCCUUCAAAAUAUUCCUUUACACUGUUUUCAGCUUCAUCAUCUGUGUCAUGGUUUUGUUCGCAAAAAUAUGGCAACACUGUAGCAGUAUGCGUUUAAAAGCUCAUUCCAUAUUUUUGGUUUUGACCAUUACCUCUAUUUAUUCCUUUUUUGUCGAUAAAGUUGUGACUGGAAAACCAGAUGCAUAUAGCUUAAUUUCGUGUGUUGCGUUUGCUAUCAUGUCACUGAGCUUGUCGAGGCAAACUCAGUGCGGAUUUGAAGCCGAUCUUUUAUAUUUUUUUCUUGGAUGCUUAACAGUUCAAUUGAUGAAGAUUAAGUUGCAAUUAGUUGUUGUUGGAGUGGGUUUUAGCUAUGCCGUUAUUAUUCUUCGUUAUUAUUUACACGCUACACAAGUAAAUGAAUAUCGUGCACUUGAAGAUCAACGCCAUGUAGUCAUUCAAGUGGAUUCACAGCAAUUGAGUAAUACUAAUAGAGCUACUAUUAGGGAACACUUCAUAACUUGUAUGGAGAAGCUUCAAGAGAACAAUUUGAAUGUCACAAAUUUGCUUUUGAAGCAAGUUAAGAACAAGUGUGAAGUGUUCGUGACAGACCACAACUUCUUCAUUGAUGCGUUGCCGGCAGAAACAAUCAACAAUCUUCAUGAAGCUGCAAAAUUGAUGGCGAGUGUUGGGUUUGAGAAGGAGUGCUUUGAUGUAUACAGUUGUUGGAGGAGGAAAUGGUUGGAGGAAUGUGUAAUAAAUAAGUUUUUAGGGUUGCAAAAGAUGGGAUUUCAUGAUUACAUGAUUGGAAGAUGGAAUAAAGCUUCCAAGGUUGCUCUUAGGAUAGUGUUUCCCAGUGAACGGCGACUAUGUGAUUGUGUCUUCUCAGGGUUCUCUUCAGUUGAUGUUGAUCUUUGUUUCUUAGAGGUUUGUGGUGGAGCCACUGUUAAGUUGCUGAAUUUUGCUGAUGCAUUUGUGAGUCGGAGCCCUGAAGCGUGGCGUUUGUUUAAAAUCAUUGACAUGUUUAAGACAUUGCGUGACCUAAUUCCUGAAUUCCGGUCAUUGUUUCCUAAGUCGUUGGUGAAUGAAGCAAUCACAGUCAAAAACAGAUUGGGAGAAGCAUGCAGGGAUAUUUUCAUGGAAUUUGAGACUCUGAUUUUUCAGGUGCCAUCGGCAGAGUUAGAUGCUUCAGACGAUGGUGGGGUUCAUCCAAUGACUAGCAGCGUCAUCAACAACCUCCUCCCUGCUUACUGGUCACAACAGAUCUUGGAUAAAAUCUUACAGGAGUACCCCAAGGUUAAUGAUGGAGCUGGAGCAUUUUCAUUCUCUGUACUUAUGAACAGGAUAAUGAAGCAACUUGAAAGAAAAUUAGAAUCCAAGAGCAAAAUCUACAAGGACCCUGCACUGUGCUAUUUUUUCAUCAUGAAUAAUCUGAGGUGUGUGCAGUGGCAGUUGGAAACCUUGGCUGACGAUGAUUGGUUCCGAAAAAGCACAGAACAAAACUUUGAACUCUAUCAGAGAAGCUCAUGGAAUAAGGUACUGGACCUUUUGAAGCUGGAUUGCAAUGAGUUGAUGGCGCCUAUUGUUGAAGCAGAGUCAAUGCAAGACAAGCUCAAUUUAUUCAACAAGUAUUUUGAGGAAAUUUGUAGUGUUCAGUCCACAUGGCAUGCCUUUGAUAAGCAGCUAAGGGAACAAAUAAUAAUAUCCCUAGAAAACAUCUUCUUACCAGCAUAUGGAAACUUUAUUGGGAGGUUCCACGAGGUUCUUGGUAUGCAUGCUGAUGAGUAUAUUGAUUAUGGAGUGUCAGACAUUCAAGAUCGACUCAACAAUUUGUUUGAUGGAAGCAAGCUGAUUAAUCAGUGUAGCUGAAAGAGAAGGAAAUGAUCAAAUCAAAGGGCUAAGCUUGUUUGAAGUUAGAAUACAAAAUUUCUACAUAAUUCUUGAAGGAUUUGUGGUUGUGCCCUACGCAUCAUUUGUUUUCUACUCAGAAUCAGAAAGGCGUGUUUCCUUUCCAGGCGACCAUCUAUAUGGACCUUGUUAGAAGUGGCCCUUGAUGGUCUCCAAAUUUUAACCGUUGGAUAUAAUCAUAUAAUAAUAAAUAAAUCAAUGAUUAAGAUGAAUGACCCGAAACUUAUUUUGUAACUUGUUAUAGAGAUGUAAUGUAAAAUCAUUCAUGUUUGGUUGACAAAUUUGGGGAGGAUGGAUCAUGAUGUGGUUGAUGCAGGUUUGAGUGACAAUGAUUAGCAUUUUAAGAAACAUAUUUUUUUACGUUAGAUUAUUCUUUUAAUUUUGAUGUAUUUUAUUAAUUUUGAUUAAAUCUGUGGUUGAGCUCACAAUUUGUAUAACAAAAUGCAGUUGCUAAAUUCAUAUAUCUCUAUUGUAUGUUCAGUUAUUCACUACAAUUUAUAGUACACUCCAUGA
Messenger RNA from Abrus precatorius (Indian licorice), 2577 nucleotides. Its product is annotated as exocyst complex component EXO70B1-like. NCBI's taxonomy places the organism in Eukaryota, Viridiplantae, Streptophyta, Magnoliopsida, Fabales, Fabaceae. Gene Ontology annotation, cellular component: exocyst. Gene Ontology annotation, biological process: exocytosis. The transcript has a single exon. The record is from RefSeq and is a predicted model, not a curated record. The coding region runs from base 40 to 2025 and encodes 661 amino acids. Gene Ontology annotation, molecular function: phosphatidylinositol-4,5-bisphosphate binding.